Molecule: messenger RNA, 1401 nt
Organism: Closterium sp. Yama58-4
Lineage: Eukaryota; Viridiplantae; Streptophyta; Zygnematophyceae; Desmidiales; Closteriaceae
Source: the annotation of a GenBank genome assembly
GUGCUGGCAGUGGCGCUGGGGGUGCUGUGGCAGCAGUACCGGUCAGUGUUCGGCCGGCCAGCACCCCCCAAGCAGGAGGAGUUGAAGGCAACACUGGGAGCAGCGGGGCUGCCUUCGGUGUAUGCGCGCAUGCUGCUAGGGGUGGAGCAGAUGAGGGAGAUGAGCCCGAUAAGUGCUCCGUUCAAGGAACAGCGAAGAGAGCUCUACGCCAUCCUCCCUUCAGCGGUGCGUCGGCGCCUGGCCAAGCGGCUGAAGCAGCGAUCCAAGCGGCACAUCGACGGGGCGAUCGCGCGGGACCUCAGAGGCGUGGUGGGGGAUAUCCUCAAGUGGGCCGUGCCUCUGGCUGAGCGGACAGAGGUGUGGAAUGGAGACAAGUCGUUUGGCGCGCAGAGGAGGGCACGGGCGCACCGCACGCUGCUGGUCGAGACGCUUCACUACUGCGACAAGGACAAGUUUGAGGCAGUGCUGGUGGAGCUGCUGACCUCCUUCUCCCUCGUCACCCUCCACGCCAAACGCCCGCACCCGCCCUCCAAAGCCCGCCCUCCCUCCGCCCCGAUCCGACGCAAGCAGCCAGGCUCGGCCGAGCCUAAGAACCAGGCCGCCUCGCGGCCGUCCACCGCUCCUGCCUUUCCGCCUUCGGCGUCUGCUCCCACUUUUGUCAACAGUAACAGUAUCAGCAACGGGUAUGGUAACAGUGAGGGCAACAGCAACAGCAACGAUAACAGUGGUACCACGGGCACUGCUUAUGCCAAGUCACAGUCUGUUUCUGCCCUUCCUGCUGCUGCUGCUGCUGCUGCUCCUGCUUCUGCUGCUGCUGCUCCUGCUCGCCCUCCCCCCAUGGCCCGUGCGAUCUCUAUCACCGAUGCACCCGAUGGGGGCAUAAGGCAACCCCGUACCAGCCCCUACCAUUCCGGUCCUCCCAGUUCCCCCCGUGCCGGACCUGCUUCUAGAGCAGGCCCUCCCGGACCUGCACCUAUGGCUCGGUCGGCUUCCAGUGCUCCUCCACCCAUGGCUCGUACUGCAGCCGAAACUCCUCCUACUGGUCCGGCCAUGCCUAGGCCCGCUUCUCAUUCAAGGCCUGGCCCUGGACCAGCUCCCGGACCUGGAGGGCCCAGAGGCAAUCAAACCGGACCUCGCCCCAGGCCUGGUGCUGGCCCCGGACCUCGGCCUUCUCCAGGCCAGGCGAUGCCUGGGAGGGGAGGUAUGGGACCCAGAGCUGGGAUUCCUCCAAAUCAGGUUUACCGGCCAUCCCCAGCAUCCCCAGUAUUGGAUGAUAUUGAUGGGAUGCCGAUCCGACGGUCAGGAGGGAAUGUUAGUGCUGGGCAACGCCAGAAGAUUCAGCAGAGAGAGUGGCUGAAGAGGGAAGUUAUGCAACAGGGGGGUUCUCAUGCGAUGGGAUGA